UUUUUUUCUUCUCCCCUUUUAUUUUUCUUUACAAUAAAAGUAAGAUGAAGAUCAAUGGAGAAACUUUGUAUAUUGGUUUUCACCAAGUUCUUUUUUUAAUAUCUGGGCUUUGUACAACUCUAGGGAUUCAAUGGUUAUUUUAUCAUGGAGCAGCAACGGGUGACAGUUAUUUAGCGCAAUUAUCACAAUAUCUUGGCAUGGUUUUAGUCGGUUUAAUUAUACCUAUUUUAUUAAAAAAUAAAAAAAAGGGCUAUAGUCAAGUUAAUCAAGAAGAAGAACUAGCAGAAAUAGGCCAUAUCAAUAUGGUACAAAUAAAUCAUGAUAAUAUUACAAGUACAGAAACUCAUAUACCCAAUCAAGAUAUUACAUUGUAUGAAGAAGGACCUAUUUCACAUAAAUCAGUUAUUAAAUUGUCUGUAUUAGAUGUAUUUGCUAACUUUUGCGUUACUGUUGGCUUUUCAAUCAUUGGUAGUGGCGUUAUUUAUAGCAGUGUUGUUAUCUGGUGUGCUAUUUUAAAUUGGUUACUUAUGAGUCGAUCUUUAUCUAAAUUACAAUGGUUUUCUAUAUUUGGUACAAGUGCUGGUUUAGCUGUUAGUUCAAUGGGUAAUUUCCCUUUAGAUCAUCAGUCACCAGUAUCUUUAUUGAUGUUUGGCACUUUAAUGACUUUAGGCGGUACAUUCUUUUACUCCUGUGUUUAUGUUUAUUCUGAUUAUCUUAUGUCACAACAAAGGCCUCCACCAUUACCUGCUAGAUUAUGCUUUUAUACAGGUGUUUAUACAUCAUGUAUUUCACUUGUUUGGAUUUCUAUAUAUACUUUACCUCGAUUUAAUCAAUUAAUACAUAUAAAGGAGUCAACUACAAUCGAACAUGUAUGCUUUAUGUAUAUAUUAGUAAUAGUGGCUAAUGCAACCCAUUCAUGGAAUUAUUAUGAACUUAUUGAACGAACAGGAAGUGUAAGACCCAAUCUAUAUAUCCUUUUGAAUUGAUAUAAUAUCUUAUAUAAUAGUGUCUACUUUAUAGGUAGCUACUGGUAUUUUGCAAGGUUUAAGAGCAGUUUUAGUUUAUGUUAUUAGUGAUUCAUGGUAUUGUAAAACAGACCCUGCACAAUGUAAGUUAUGACAAGUAAUUUCUUUUGUUAUCCUUCUAAUGCUCAUCUAUUAUUAGGCUUUACAAUGUAUAAAGGAAUUGGUUCCAUUCUUGUCAUUGGUUGUGUGUUAUUAUUUACUUUAGGACGACAUCAUAAUAAUGCACAAAGUAUAGAUAAAAAGAGCUUAGUUGAAUAAUAAAACUAUUAUUUAUAACUGAUAUUUAAAUCAUUC
This is a messenger RNA of Cokeromyces recurvatus, 1319 nucleotides long. RefSeq lists its product as uncharacterized. The transcript is spliced from 5 exons. NCBI's taxonomy places the organism in Eukaryota, Fungi, Mucoromycota, Mucoromycetes, Mucorales, Mucoraceae. Gene Ontology annotation, cellular component: membrane. Bases 45 to 986 code for a protein of 313 amino acids. The record is from RefSeq and is a predicted model, not a curated record.